Pseudo-nitzschia multistriata is the source of this 1177-nucleotide messenger RNA. Lineage: Eukaryota; Bacillariophyta; Bacillariophyceae; Bacillariales; Bacillariaceae. The record is from the annotation of a GenBank genome assembly.
ACUGGUGCCGUUGCAUUGUCUGUUCUGAUGUAUCUGGCCCUUCCGAAAACACGAAAAAACUGUUCUCCAUUACAGUAGUUAGCAUUACUAUACUACUGUACUUAAAAAAGAUACACUUCUCUAACGUCACGACGAUAAUGAUCCUCCGGCAACGAACUCUGUCGGUAGCGGCACUAUUUCAAGCACUCCUGCUGUUUUCUACCUUCGAUCACACUACCAAUGCGUUUUUGGUCCCUGCCACAAAAGCGGGGAGCGAGCUUCAUCCAGCCUCAAACGCUUGCUUCACGACGAUGGUUGCAUGCCCACUCCCACACCAGCGUCAAGAUAGUACCAUCCACGCAAUACCUCACGACAUUGAUUCGGUACUACUUACAGACCUGGUAGCCACAUCUUCCUUUCAUUUGUCGGCUGUAGAAGUAUUUGAUGGCUCUACGAUUGUAGACCCCGUUGUCGUUUCCAGUAGUUUCUGGAGUAGUUUACAGAGGCAAAUACUGAGCGUCAUCCUCGGUCAGUUUAUUGCAAGCGUUGUCUUCGGUAUUCUAGUAACUCUCCUGGCUCCUCAACUUGUCAUCCUCCGAGACACAAUCCUUGAGAAGUUUAAUAAUGACGAGAGCAGUACCACGAACGGUAAUGGCAAUAGAAACAUCGAUGCCACCUCUCCGAAAACAUUCAUCAAGGCCGAUUCGAUAGUCCGACCGGAUCCCGAUUUCGGAAAACUGUUGGUAUGUUUGUUGAUCGAUGUAAUCGGUUCCGCUUCGGAAGCUUUGCCCAUCGUUGGCGAAUUGACCGACGUUGUGUCGGCUCCGGUGCUGGGGUUGAUACUACAAAAAUUGUACCCUGGAAGCAGCAAGUUUGUCUUCUUUUUCGAAUUCGCGGAAGAGAUUCUUCCGUUGACAGAUUUUAUUCCGUUUGCCACAAUUUGCUGGGCAGUAGAUACAUACUAUCCCGAAUCCACUAUCGCGGAACUUUUUCAGCUCGGAGAUUAUAACGGCUCGGUGGUUACGGCGGAAGAAAAAGCCAACUCCUUGAACGCCUCGUCAGAACGAGUCGGUCAGGAUGUGGAUAGCAACAUAAACAGAUGACGAAAACGAAACACCACGAGUCAAUUAGCCUCAUGAUGGCAUUUCUCUGGAAAGAGUAGUGUAAUUGAAGAUUCUAAUAGAAGUAUAGUAGUGUA